CAGAGAGCAGUGGCUAUGCUAUCCAGAGGUCUAUCACGAAGAAGCGCAACACGAAAGCAAUUCAACACCACAAGCUUCCUCCCUACCCCUUCCGGCUUCCCCACAUCCCAGACCACUCCAGCACCGGCCAAGCGCCGGGCCGGCACAAGAUGAACCAGCUCUCUCUCCUCCACCGCGCCCUCCACCUACCUCGCCUCCCUCCCAGACGCCGCCAUGGCUUCACCACCGCCGUCCGAGCCCGCCUCUCCUCCGCUGAACCCACUCCACGACAGCAAGCAGCAGGGCGCCACGCCAUAGCACCCCAAGCAAGCAUCGAGCCAGCCGCAGCGCUCGAGGAUGACCAGCUGCGGCUAACCCCCGCGGCGGUGGACGACGGCGGCAGGACGUGCGCGCUGCCGACGUGGGCGCUCAUCGGCGGCAUCACGGCGGGCGUGGCCGCGGCGCUCGCUCUCUCGGCCGGCGCGGGCCCCGCUCUGGCGCUGGGGCCGGAGGGCCCGCUGGUGGAGGAGUUCUGGGACAACAUGCGGCGGUACGCGCUGUACGCGGUGACGGUGAGCACGGGGGUGGCGUACACGGUGCUGCAGCCCAUCGUGGAGCUGCUCAAGAACCCUGUCACGGCGCUGCUCAUCGUGGUGAUCCUCGCCGGUAGCGGCUUCCUCGUGUCGCAGGUGCUCACCGCCAUGGUCGGCAACUCCGACUUCAUCUACAGGUACGAGCAGUAGCCGCCGUGUCGUGUGUGGUGGUGGUGCUAAGCCUGUGCCGGCGGAUGGAGAUGUGCACGUGUGGGUUGUACUCGUGCUGAAAGUUCAAACCCGCGAGCAAUAGUCGUGUAACUGAGAACGCCUUCUCUUUUUAGCUAGUACAAGGUGAUACGAUCAAGGUUGUAUUUCGUCAGUCUAUCAGUCUGUUUGAUGUCACUUUGAGCAGCUUGGCAACUUGCAUUUUGUUCUCCUU
Phragmites australis (common reed) is the source of this 954-nucleotide messenger RNA. RefSeq lists its product as uncharacterized. The record is from RefSeq and is a predicted model, not a curated record. The transcript has a single exon. NCBI's taxonomy places the organism in Eukaryota, Viridiplantae, Streptophyta, Magnoliopsida, Poales, Poaceae. The coding region runs from base 150 to 722 and encodes 190 amino acids.